Messenger RNA from Laccaria bicolor S238N-H82, 165 nucleotides. RefSeq lists its product as uncharacterized. The transcript is spliced from 3 exons. Bases 1 to 165 code for a protein of 54 amino acids. The record is from RefSeq and is a predicted model, not a curated record. Lineage: Eukaryota; Fungi; Basidiomycota; Agaricomycetes; Agaricales; Hydnangiaceae.
AUGGUACAAUUGAAUGAUGCCCGUGCGGCCACCGCCUCCCCUGCGUCACGCAUUUCUGUGAAUGCUGAGACACGUGUGUCUUCCGUCCAAGCCAGACGUCCCGACGACGCGGCUCUUGAAGAGCUUUUUGCUCGCUUAGGGAUCAGCACUGAACACGCACGCUGA